Messenger RNA from Physcomitrium patens, 3402 nucleotides. RefSeq lists its product as uncharacterized. The record is from RefSeq and is a predicted model, not a curated record. Gene Ontology annotation, molecular function: centromeric DNA binding. Gene Ontology annotation, cellular component: kinetochore. Lineage: Eukaryota; Viridiplantae; Streptophyta; Bryopsida; Funariales; Funariaceae. Gene Ontology annotation, biological process: attachment of mitotic spindle microtubules to kinetochore; kinetochore assembly; spindle attachment to meiosis I kinetochore.
CUAUAUUUGUGGCGCCAUGAACACGAUCGUCUCGUAAUCGAAGCGUUUGAAUUUCUCUAGGAAUCUCGUUCGAAUGAAUUUGAAUUCGGGGUCAUCGUGAUUGAGACCUUGUGUACGGUGCCGCGCCUCAUCUUAUGCUUCGGCUCCAUCGCUGAGGCUGUCUCAUUUGCAACGCUGAUUUCGAGUUGCUUGCGCAUUUCUGAAUGGCCCUCUGUUGGUCGGCGUCAUCACCUUGAGGAGCUUGUUUCGGCGUCUACACUUUUGUGGAGCGUAUCAUCGAAUGCGUGGCCUGUUGGAAGUAUGAAUUAUGAUCCUUGAUUGAUUGCAUUAACCAUUGAGCGCAGACUUCCAGUUGUAUUAGAAUUUCUUAGAAUUUCUUAGAAAACUUCUUGUAGAUAACUGCAUCCUUUUGAUCUGGUGAAGCUUCAACAACUAUGUUUAAGAAUGCAGGUGGAUUGAGAAACUCUCGGGAUAAAGGUUGUGGCGUGAAAUCAUCCGAGGGUGAGUAGGGAGAGAGUUGAGGAGACAAUUAUUGAGGUCAAAGCAGUAUGGUUUCAUUAGGAGAUCUGUGCUGAAUUUUUAUGUCCUUUCAAGUCUUUGUCAUUUCUUGUUGAAGUUGUUGAAGCUCGAACGAGUAAGUUUAUGCACAAUUGGGGAAAGGAGUUCAUGCAAACUAAUAUUAAAUACUAAAUUGUGAUUUAAUCAGCAAAUUUGACAGCAUUGCUUCAGAUGCUCAUACUAAUAUGGUUAUGCCAUUAGAGAAUAGAUGCCGCAUAAAUACAGUUGACGGGUGCGAUAUUCUGCUGUGGACGCUAUGUUGAUAGAUUCCUCGCCUGUGAAACACUCAACACUCGGAGGAUGUCGGAUUGUAACAAAUCGACCGAUGAGGACGAAAAUGUGGCGAGCAAACUCAUGCCCAAUGUGGCAAAGCUAAUUCAUUUCGAAUCCGGUUCCUCGGAAUUGAAGGGCAGCACUUCCAUGAGUUUAUGCGGAUCAAACAGCGAGAAAGAGAACGUUGAGAUGCAUAAGCGAGAAUCCCUGCACGGAAAUGGCACACACAGUCCGCCACGACGAGCUGAAGACUCGGUUUUCCAAGAUGUUGCCAAAAAAUUUCUGCGAAGAGCAGUAACAGGAAAACAGUCCCCGUCGAGUCCGUAUUACAGUUCACCUGCAGCAAGGAGCGCUUACGAGCCCUUCAAGGAAAACGUGAGGCCCAAAGCGCUAACACUGGCCCAGCAAGGCACCGGAUUGAUGCCUCCGCAGAAAAUGGCUAUGACGGAUGCAUCUCAUAAAGCUGCCAAUGAACUUAUGAAAAAGACAUCUCGUUCUAAAUUUGGAUUCGGACAACGGGGAUCUGUUAAUCCCAGGAUACAGGGAGCUGAAAGAUACAAAUCGAACUUUCUUUCCCUACGUCUCACCCAGCAUGCUACAAGAGUCGAAUUGCCAAGGGCAUCUCACGACAGCCAUGGCUCGAGGGGAUCACGUUACAUUUCCGAUUUAGCCAUGAACAGUAAGGGGCAAAAAGCCAAACUCCUCAGACAGACCGAGCCCGUGAACUUAAGCGAAAUUCAAGAAGAAUUUGCGAAGUUGGAUGCGGAGGCACUUGAAGAAGAGGAGAUACCGACCACACAUUUGACAAGGAUCAGGCCGAUCUUGACUUCCAAGACUUUAAUGCAGCAUGGAGAUAUAAAUCGUGGAGAAAAUAUUGAAGUUCAGAGCGAAGAAAAUCUGCCACGUAUUGAGCAAGAUGGCUCAACAUGCCUUUCUUUGAACGAAAUACAUGACGAAGCCAGGAAUGCGGAUGCCUCUACUAAACCCUUUGAAAAAGGAGACAAGAGGAAUGGGACGACUGGUAGUGAUUGUAAUGUACAAAAGACUGAAGCUGCUAAAGAAGAAGGUGUUGCAUCUUUAUCGUUGAUUUCUCCAAUCAAUCCUAAUAUAGUUGCCCACUCUCGAGGACAUCAAAGGACAGUUGGCAUAAAAUCUCCUCGUCGGAUUGAAGUUUCCACGCAAGGAGCCAGCGAGAAUGGCACACGCGUGUCGGCAGUUUUGGCAAAGAGUCAUGUUGAAGGGCAUUCAUCAACGAAACCGAAUGUGGACCGUUCUAAGAGAAUGAUGGCACAAGAAGCAAACGCGAAUGCUGCUCAUCAAGAUACUGUCCUUGACCACACAACUUUGCAUAGGGAUGCAGAGAGUGAUCCGCCAAAACUCCAUCAGGUUUUGGACAACGAAGAUGUCUCUCACAUCCCUCUGCAAGAAGAAUCUUUUUCCAAUAGAGAUGUUUCAGCAACACCUCCUCGGAACCCUAUGUUGUUGACUGGCGUUCGCUACAGCAGAAAAUGGAUAAACCCUGACAUGAGUCAGCGUCGGUUGACAUUUGACAGUGCCAAUGAAUCUUUCUCAAGAGCCAGCAACUCAAGUGAUGACUCAUUAUCUUCUGUUGAAUUUAAGGGAAGGAAAAACUCAGCUACUGAUAUUCUCAACCAUGAUAUGGAUCAUGACUUUUGUGCGCAUACGACUAAUGAAUUUCACCAUGAGAGUAGGAAUUUGAUGACAGAUGAUGUUGCCAUUGGUCAAGUAAGCACUCUGAGCCUGACGAUAAAAGUUAUUAACUUUUCACAUACUCAUUUUCAGGCUGAGGAGCUUAGUCACGAAAUCAUCAUUGAUUUGAAAUGUGCUGCAGAGAGACCUUCUGGUGAUGCUGAGUUGAAUGGUAAGGUGGAUGGCACGGACUCUGUAAGCUGCUCUUCAAAGCCAAAAACUGGAGUGCAAUCGGAAGGUGGAGCUGAAAGAGAGGCUUUGCCAACACAUUCACAAAUACGAGGCAAACCACCAGAUAUUGAGGCUGCCGAUGUCGAAAAAGAUCCAUAUAUCUUCACUCUCAGUCCCCAGGCUAAGCCGGCAGCUGGAUGCAAGAAAAUUCGUGGAUUGGGGAAGCGAACGUGGGCCAAUCUUGGCACUCCCAUUGAUGGUGGGAGUGAGUGGAAAGAGGGCCGGAGAGUAAGCACCCGCAUCAAAUCCAGGCCUCUUAAUUGGUGGAGAGGCGAGAAAAUGUUGUAUGGACGUAUUCACAGCAGUACGUUUGUAAACCGAACCAACAGUAUCUUUUAUGACCUGAAAACUCUGGUAGUGGUGCUUAUUGCCAAAAAAUCUCAGUACUCGAUAGAAGAAGAUUUCAUUAAGAAUUCUUUAUCACGUCUUGAAUUCUUUUUUGAUACCUGUCUAACAGAAAGUAGUUUGCAUCAUAUCACUUGCUUUAUAAACAAGAAACUUGAGUGUAGUCGUAUCAAUAACUUGUUUAUAAAUCUCUUUUAUAUUCAUGUCAGCAGUGAAUGCAACUCAAAUUCCAUGUGCAUUUGAAUACGCUUUCCGCUUUACGAUGAAGAAUUUCUAACAGACAUA